Molecule: messenger RNA, 802 nt
Organism: Myotis davidii
Lineage: Eukaryota; Metazoa; Chordata; Mammalia; Chiroptera; Vespertilionidae
Product: beta-defensin 119
Exons: 2
Coding region: 172-420 (82 amino acids)
Biological process (GO): defense response to Gram-positive bacterium; antifungal innate immune response; defense response to Gram-negative bacterium
Molecular function (GO): lipopolysaccharide binding
Source: RefSeq, a predicted model, not a curated record
UGCCACAUCUGCUACACACUGUCCGCUGGCCGGGCUGACCUCAUAUAAACCCUCUCCUGCUACACUCCGCUGCCCCGGCACUGCCGAUAAAAACCAGGCUCAUCCCCGCGGCAGAGAAUUCUUCCCAUCCCCGGCAACACAGCCGCCUGCUUCUCCGGUGACCUGCCAGUCAUGAAGGCUCUGUUCCUGCUUGUCAUUCUCCUGGCCGUCCAGCCAGUGGUAUCAGGUAGACAACACACCCUCCGAUGCAUGGGCAAUGCGGGAAUCUGUAGAGCAUCUUGCAGAAAGGCUGAACAUCCCUACCUCUAUUGUAGAAAUUAUAAAACAUGCUGCCUCCAACCCUACAUGAAGAUAAACCUUUUCAGCAAAGAGGACAAACGUGAAUGGAGCAAAGACACCCGCUGGCCAAAAAUAUCCUGAAUGCUGGUGAUCACCAUCCUCAGCCUGCUGUUAACACCCCUCAUUAAAAGUCAUGUACCUGAUACCCUUGUCUUUCCUCUAUUGCACAUCACGGUGAGAUUGGGUUUUGCAUGACGAAAUAUCUGCCUCCCCACCUUUUCUGGAUCCAGUCUUGUGACAGAGAAGGCAAAACACCAGGGACAAGAAACGAAGAAAGCUAGAUAACUCAGUGAAGAUAGGGAGAGAAUGUACUCGAAUUCAUUGAGGGAAGGUGGAGGGUUUAGGCAGAACUAUGACCUUAUCCGUGCUGUGUAGAUUUCAGAGGGAGACCAGAACUAGUGAAAUAUAUCCAUAGGACAGUGGGUGAAGGUCUUGUAGACAAAUCUGUCUUAGCCCAUGGAAG